Symbiodinium sp. CCMP2592 is the source of this 678-nucleotide messenger RNA. Lineage: Eukaryota; Dinophyceae; Suessiales; Symbiodiniaceae. The record is from the annotation of a GenBank genome assembly.
AUGGCCGGCAAGGCUCCAGAGCUGGUCCGCUGCCCCAAAUGCAAUGUGGCAGGCAGCAAGGAGAGGAUGGCUGCAGAGGGAAAUCACCACAAGAGAUCUUGCCCGCUCUUCCGACCCUACGUGCUCGUGAACUGCAAGCUCUGCGGGGUGGCUGGAGGGCCUGCGUGGAUAAUGACAAGCGGUAGACACCAUGCUUGGUCCUGUCCACGGUAUUCCUACAGCGACGCCGGAGAAUGCAAGUUCUGCGGCUUUGUGGGGGAGGUGUCCCUCGUUACCUCCAAGGGACCACAUCAUGCACGACUCUGCCAGAGGUUCAGCCCAGGUGCAGCCGAUUCGCCAAAGGUGGUAGUGUGCAAGUACUGUGGAUUGCGGGGUUCUCCCUCGAUGGUCACUGGAAUCGGUGAGCAGCACUUGACGGGGUGCCCUCGAAGCACAACUAAGCGAGCAGAAAGUAUCACCAAGCCGAAAGAAAACGAAGGCACAUUGUCGAGCUGGUUUGCCUGUUUGGCUUGCUGCAAUGUGGAGCCUUCAGCCGGCCAGUACGAUGAAAUUGUCGUCAAGAACAAUGGUCCCGACGACAUCAAGAAAGCCAAUGACGUCGGCGAAGCAGACACAAACGUGGAAGAGAUCCCUGAGGAGGCGCCUUUGGACAUGGAGCACACGGAGCCGACCGUUUGA